This is a messenger RNA of Strongylocentrotus purpuratus (purple sea urchin), 557 nucleotides long. Its product is annotated as REST corepressor 3-like. Gene Ontology annotation, molecular function: transcription corepressor activity. NCBI's taxonomy places the organism in Eukaryota, Metazoa, Echinodermata, Echinoidea, Camarodonta, Strongylocentrotidae. Gene Ontology annotation, cellular component: histone deacetylase complex; transcription regulator complex. The record is from RefSeq and is a predicted model, not a curated record. Gene Ontology annotation, biological process: regulation of transcription by RNA polymerase II; negative regulation of DNA-templated transcription.
AUCGUGCAAUCAUACGAACUACAAAUAUGGUUGUGAUGGAAAGAAACGGGAAUUCGGACUCAAAUCAUCGGACGAAUGGGGCGAGUUCUGUGGCGGUAGUUCGAACAACAGCAACCAUUCAGAGGAUAGUUCAAGCAGUUCCGAGGAUGAACAUGUGGAUGAGUACAUCCUGUUAGCCAAGGAGCGUUAUGGCUACAACACGGAGCAGGCCCUGGGGAUGCUGUUUUGGCACAAACACAACGUGGACAAGUCCCUGGCCGACUUGCCUAACUUUACCCCCUUCCCUGAUGAGUGGUCCGUGGAGGAGGUGCUGUUUGAGCAGGCCUUCAGUUUCCACGGAAGCUUCCACAGGAUCAGACAAAUGCUGCCGGAUAAGUCUAUCAGCUGCCUUGUGAAAUAUUACUACCAGUGGAAGAAGACGAGGACUAGUACAAGUCUAAUGGAUAGCAAGCAAGGAAGCUUGCUGGAGGACACAAAGAGAAUGAGAGCCUCAGAGAUGGAAGAGAAACCCGAAGAGAAACGGGACGAGACAUUCGAUCCCGAAAAAGAAACCCAAG